GACAAUAUUGUUUGUAUAUAAAGAUCUAAAUAUAAACUAUUUUUGUAUACAUAUUCAAUUAUUCACUAUUCAACGGCCAGUUAAAUAGGAGCUAUACUUUAGAAAGGUUCUAUUUGAAAAUAAUAAUAAUCAAUAACUCAAAUGGAUUUCACAAAUAAAGUUAUAUUAAUUACUGGCGCAAGUUCAGGAAUCGGAGCGGCGACAGCGAUAUAUUUCUCUAAAUUAUCUGCAAAGCUAGCCUUAACCGGUAGAAAAGAAAAUAAUUUGAAAAAGAUUGCUUUGUAUUGUGAGAAGGCUAAGGGAAUAAAGCCUUUGACUGUUGUGGCAGAUUUAACAGAAGAUAUAGACGUUGAAAAACUUGUCAAAGAAACUAUAGAACACUAUGGUACACUCGAUGUUUUAGUUAAUAAUGCUGGUGUAUUAGCUACUGGAGGAAUAAAGGAUACGAAUAUGGAGAAAUAUGACAGAGUUAUGUCAACGAAUAUGCGAGCGGUUUACCAUUUAACGAUGUUGUGUGUCCCACAUCUUUCUGCAUCCAAGGGUAGCAUAAUUAACGUAUCUAGUAUCGUUUCUUCCAAGGCCAAUACCAUUUAUUUGCCAUAUAAUAUUUCAAAAGCUGCAUUAGACCAUUUCACAAGAUGUGUAGCCUUGGAAUUAGCACCAGAUGGUAUUCGUGUAAACUCUGUAAAUCCUGGCUUUGUCAAGACUAACAUCCUAAAAGAUAUAGGAUUAACUGAAGUUCAAGUAGAGUUAUUAGUUCAGAAUAUUGUGAGCAGAACACCUAUGAAAAAGGCAGUUGAAGCCAGCGAUGUGGCUGGUGUUAUAGCAUUUUUAGCAAGUGACCAAGCCAAGAGUAUAACGGGAUCGUGUAUGUCAGUUGACGGAGGCAGCAUAUUGUAUUAAUUUUUCUUUUAAAUAUAAACAUACAAAUGUAAAUUUGUGCAUUGAAAUGAAAAAAAAGCUAUAAUAUAUUUAUUUCUAGUCAUCAUAUUUGAUAGAUAACUUAUUAAUUUUAAAAACAUUAUUAUAUAUUUUAUAAAGGAAUUAAUAAAGUUAACAUGAUGUUGUAAUUUCAUAUUUUUAACUAAUAUAUAACGCUUCAUAUAAUUAUUAAAGUCAGACUUUAAUCUCUAUAUUUGUAAUGAUCUUGAUUAAAAUAUUUCUUUGUAUUACUGUGUUAUCUUGUUGAUAAAAUUGUUAUAAAUAGAAUAAAUAAUUCUGUAGCAACA
Messenger RNA from Vanessa atalanta (red admiral), 1229 nucleotides. RefSeq lists its product as uncharacterized. Lineage: Eukaryota; Metazoa; Arthropoda; Insecta; Lepidoptera; Nymphalidae. Bases 142 to 903 code for a protein of 253 amino acids. Gene Ontology annotation, molecular function: oxidoreductase activity. The record is from RefSeq and is a predicted model, not a curated record. The transcript has a single exon.